Molecule: messenger RNA, 2574 nt
Organism: Ornithodoros turicata
Lineage: Eukaryota; Metazoa; Arthropoda; Arachnida; Ixodida; Argasidae
Exons: 8
Coding region: 65-943 (292 amino acids)
Source: RefSeq, a predicted model, not a curated record
AUCAACGAAAGAACAGUAUAUUCGGGACCUGGAGGCGCAAAUAAAAGAAACGAGGGAGAGGAGGAUGAUGGAAAAGGAAGAGGAGGCAAAGUUGGACAAGAAGUACAUGGAACAAUGUUACGAGCCGUGGGGGAAGGCAUACGCCCACCUCAGAGAUCAAGGUCGGAAACCCCGUUUCAUCGGAGAGCUGGUGCAUCCAGUGGAGACUUCGAGCUCCAUCAUCCCGACCAAGGCGCGCUCGGAGUCGUCCCUGGUGCCCAGGCUAUGUCUUGAAAUGGCCCUCCCCCCACAGCUUAGGAGGCAUUUCUUUCCCGCAGACUUCGACCCGAGAAUCCCCGGUGGACGGAGGGCCAGGCCGACAAACCUCACCGUUGAGAGUUACCGAGAAGACCUACGAAAACAGCAGAUCGAAGAGAAGAAAAAAAGGCUGGAAGAGCAACGACAGAGAGAAAAGUCGGAGGAAGAUAAACUAUUGAGAAGAAUCGAAGAACAGAGACAGAAAAUGUACAGUGAAUACCAGGAGGAGCAACGCAGGAGGCACAAGAAAGACACCGAGGUUCGCCCAAAGCAAGAGAGACUCACCAAGACGCAACGCGAGAAAAGCAGAGAGAUGCCGCACAGGGCGAAAACACGGGCGGAGACCAAAGAAAAACGGAAACCCACCCGACACAGACUUAAAACAUCGUCCGACGAGAAUAGCUGGACAGAGAAAUCAGCGGAGGCGGAUCAACAGCAGACAGAAGUAAAGCGCUACCAUCCACCGGAAAUGACGCAGCGGAAACGCAGUGAAUCACGUGACCGUCUAGUAAACAACGUGGAAAUACUGCGACGACAGCUAGCCACUGAACAGCAGAUCAGUCGAGUUCAGCAGUUACAGAAAAACUACACCGUGACUGACAUGAAGCGAAGAGCGGAUCCUGACGACUGGUAUUUUCCACAUUGACGGCGGACACUUUAUUCAAAAAGGAAAAAGGGAGUCGUCAGCGAAUGAAGCCAACUACACACGAUGAUGUUCACUGCCCGUUGCCGUUGUUUCUUAUGUUUCGCUAGAAGGUUUCGAAGAGAGCACCUCUGAGUAUGGCGGUGCCGUAGCUGCGUCCUGUAAAGUUCGCUUCCUCUUACAUAGAGGUGCAAGAAAGGAAGCCGGACUUACAGGCGGAGCAGAAACUGCGUCAUUCACUCUCAGAACAUAACUUCACCGCAUAGCACGUUGUGCGCCAACCACUGCCACGAACGAUAGGGUUAUCGCUCCUGAUUUGAAGAGUGAGAGGGGCGUACGCCUUUUUGUAGCAAUUAUCGUAUAUCCAAAUUGCCACAAAAAGGCGUACGCCCCCCUCGCUCAUCCAAUCAGAAGCGGUAACCCUGUCAUUCGUGGCAAUGGUUGGCGGACAACGUGCUAUGCCGUGAAGUUCUGUUCUGAGGACCUUGACUUAGCGACGAGGGGGGUGACAGAGGAAGUAACUGCAUCUUUCAUUCCACGAGAAGAAUUUUUGCACGUUACUGCCCCUUUAACUGAACUCAACAACACAAUCGUACAAACACAACAACAAUGCCGCCGUCGUCCGUUCCGUUUGAACCUCACUCAGGCGUGCCCUUCAGUGGACGGAACCGCAAGGGAACGCACUGGGGUAUAGUGCCAUUGGAUAAUAGAAGAGAAUGGUCCUUGAAGCACACUAGGCUCUAGGGACGGGCCAAGCAUACGGAGAAUAAGUCACUCAUUACCACCCACAGCUAUUUCAUACUGGCAUAUUAUAUUAUAUACAGUGUAGGAGUACGAUGAAAAAAGAGAAAAAAUGCAAAUCUAUGUCAUACAGAAAAGGAAGAGAAUUGCACAAUACGAAACAAAAGCAGGAGGGCAGAGCACUGUUAUUUUAAUGAGUGUGUCACGUAUGAAUAUUAAUGACCCACCAUGUAGCGGUACAUAGAUCCCAAGGUUAGAAUUUAAGCUGCCUAUACACCGUUUUCCCGUGGACGUUGCCAUAUUUGAACCGCAGAGCUGUCUAGCUGGGGAAGCACGUCGAAGGCUGUUUACCGCACAUGCCAGAGAGAAGGAAAACACACGGGAUGUACGCUUCCUCCGUGGAAUCGCUUUCCUCCUUGCUGGAAUGCGCUGGGUGUGAAAGCGCUGUGGCGCGAGGCUGGCUGGAAAAUGGUGUAUACUUUGUGUAAAUGAAGAUGAGACAUUACAGCGACACAUCUUUUUUGUUGCAUAUGUAGCAUUUACACCUUUGGUAACGCAUUAAGAGUGAGAAUGAGGUGAUGAGCGUUAGUUUGUGACGACGAUAUUCAGUAAUAUAACGCGAUUUAUUUCCCAUGCCCUUCAUGAUGUCAAUGCGCUAGAUUCACUUACAUUCCCAGCUAGAUGGGCUACAAGUCACUUCGACCUGUUAAAUAUUUUCAGUUUUCAACUCAGUCAUAGUGUGUCAUGCUGGCUUCCGACAUCGAGCCAUAGAAAAAAGGAAAACGGCUAAAUACACCACCUCAGCACACGUUACGAAAUAAAAGAGGAGAAAGAAACACUAACACGUCGGUCUGUAUUCAAUAAAUAUGUACAACAGAUGAUCCUGUCCUGCA